AACCCUCGUCUCCCCCACACCACCAACCAGCGAAUCACAGACCACGCACCACUGCACUCAGGCCAUCUUCUUCUUCUCGUACGAGUAGAGAGGUAGCUAGCAGGCAUGGCUGGUCCGAGGCUCGCGACGCUGGCGCUGGCCGUGCUCCUGGCGGCGGCCGUGGCGGCUCCCCCGGCGGCGGUGCGCGCGGCCCUGUCGUGCAGCACCGUGUACAACACCCUGAUGCCGUGCCUGCCGUACGUGCAGAUGGGCGGCGCGAUGCCCCCGCAGCCGUGCUGCGGCGGCAUCCGCAGCCUGCUGGCGCAGGCCAACAACACCCCCGACCGCCGCACCAUCUGCGGCUGCCUCAAGAACGUCGCCAACGGCGCCUCCGGCGGACCCUACGUCACCCGCGCCGCCGCCCUGCCGAGCAAGUGCGGCGUCUCCCUGCCCUACAAGAUCAGCACCGAUGUCAACUGCAACACGAUUAACUGAGGCGUCCCGUGCGAGGAAAUUCAUGGCGGAGAAUAAAUGAAGUGCUGCUAGUAUUUAAGAAGCUAGAACGGACUAGUAGAUCGAGAGGUGUGCUUGUCUCUAGUCGUCGUCGUUGAUGGUGUUUAGGAAUCGUCUGAAGAAGUUCCUCCUGGUGUCUCGUGGAUGUUCGCGCGAGCAGAGUACUAGUCAUGAUUGUCAUGAACCUGUGUGUGCGCUUCUGUGCACCGUGCCUAUGUAUUUCCUCGUGAAACUACCUAUUGUUGCAGUUUCAUCGCCGUGUGCUUUGUUUACGUGUGACUCUAGAAAA
Molecule: messenger RNA, 781 nt
Organism: Panicum hallii
Lineage: Eukaryota; Viridiplantae; Streptophyta; Magnoliopsida; Poales; Poaceae
Product: non-specific lipid-transfer protein 1-like
Exons: 2
Coding region: 106-474 (122 amino acids)
Biological process (GO): lipid transport
Cellular component (GO): membrane
Molecular function (GO): lipid binding
Source: RefSeq, a predicted model, not a curated record